Molecule: messenger RNA, 1008 nt
Organism: Salvia splendens (bonfire salvia)
Lineage: Eukaryota; Viridiplantae; Streptophyta; Magnoliopsida; Lamiales; Lamiaceae
Product: WUSCHEL-related homeobox 3
Exons: 4
Coding region: 169-942 (257 amino acids)
Biological process (GO): plant organ development
Molecular function (GO): DNA binding; DNA-binding transcription factor activity
Source: RefSeq, a predicted model, not a curated record
GUGAUAUCUAUAUUUUGAAGUAAUGAAUGUGUGCAAUUCCCUUCCCAUUUCAGAGUCAAGUCCUUAUCCCUAACACACUGAAUUCCCUCUCAAUUAUAGGAGUACAUCCCUUUCAAUUUCACACCUAUAUAUUUGACAUCUCUCCAUCAACAUAAUCAAGAUUAUAGAAUGCCUCGCCCUCUCACCCACUUCUGCUCCCUUCACAACCCUAAACUCAACCCAUGGAGUGAUGAGUAUGCGGGAAAGAGAGAGACGGCGAGAUGGAAUCCGACGCCGGAGCAAGUGCAGGCUCUUGAAGAGAUGUAUCGGCGCGGAACACGAACGCCGUCUGCUGAACAAAUCCAGCAGAUUGCAGCCAAGCUGAGAAGAUUUGGAAAUAUACAAGGCAAGAAUGUGUUUUAUUGGUUUCAAAACCACAAAGCAAGAGACAGACAGAAGAAACGUCGUCAGCUUGGACUCUUACCUCCCACAAAACAAUCAGAAUUAAGCAGGAAAUACUUGGAAAUAGAGCAUCCUAAGAAAGUGGCUACAGUGUCAAAUUCCAUCACAGCUUCAAAGUACUAUGGAGGAGGAGAGGUGGAAGAAUGUAAGAGUGAGAGGUGGGCACAAUUGGAAUUGCAGCAACAGAGUGCAACAUCAAAUAGUUCAGACACCAGCCGCAGAGUAGCAUUGGACUUGUCUUCUUCAUGCAUCCCUCCCAAUAAUAAAAUUAUUCACAAGAGCCAAGAAAAUGGCUACCCCUUGAUUGCACCCAACCUCUGCAAACUGCUUACCCCGAAGAAGAAUGAUGAUUUCGGAGAAAAUCCAACUCUCGAGCUCUUUCCAGUGAGUGGAAACAGUUUGAAUUCGACUAAGGAAGAGUUAGAUGAUGUUUAUGCUUCAGCUAAAUUAGUUCCUACACAGUUUUUCGAGUUUCUUCCCACAAAAAACACUCAUGGUUAGGUUGUGAAGAAACAUGUGUUAUGUGUACCUUUAGUUUAUGCAGUAAUUUUUAAAGUUGAAAUUACA